AUCUCCCCUUCAAACGAAACAAGGGGCCAGAUGAUGAAGCAUGUGAGAGAUGGGGACAAGGCAUUCUCAGGCCAGAAUCUGGGUUUGUAACCUCCUCCAGGCCAGUUCACCCAAGGCUUCCUCUGGGGAAUCCGUAUCUUAAUUCAAAGGCAGCUCCAGUCCCGCCAAGCCCCAGUCCCUCUGCCCCUCCUUGGAAUGGAGCCAGUGCCACCCCCUCUAGUCUCUCACCUGAAUGGCAAUUGGCACUACCAGUUCCGGAUCAUCCUCCUGGGGGAUUCCACUGUGGGCAAGUCCUCCCUGCUGAGGCGCUACACCGAGGGGUCCUUCAUCCCGGCUCCCUGCCCCACCGUGGGAGUGGAAUUCUACAGCAAGAUGAUGGAGCUGCCUCCGGGCAUCAAGGUGAAGCUGCAGCUUUGGGACACAGCCGGCCAGGAGAGAUUCAGAUGCAUCACCAGAUCUUUCUAUCGGAACGCCGUGGGAGUGCUGCUGGUGUUCGACAUGACCAACCGUAAGUCCUUCGAGCACAUCAUUGAGUGGUACCAUGAAGUGGCCAGCAUCCAGAUUAUGGAGAAGGUCAUCUUCCUCCUGAUUGGCCACAAAAGUGACUUGAAAUCAGACUGCAAAAUCUCCACCGAAGAGGCAGAGGGGCUGGCAGCCUCCCUGGGCAUCGGUUUCAUUGAAACAUCUGCCAAAAGCAACACCAAUGUAGACUUGGCCUUUGAGACCUUGACCAACACCAUCUAUGAGGCUCUGAAGAACAAGGAGAUCGAUCUGCAGGAAGGCUGGGACGGGGUGAAGGUGAUUCACAAGAGAACCUGCAACCCCCAGAAGAAGAGGCGAAAACCUCAAGAAAAAUGCCAGUGUUAACCCAGAAGUUAGGGACUAGGACCUGGCGUAGGGGAUCGAAUUGGUGGAGGAGGGACUGGAUGAGCCGAUUCAGAAAUAAAUUAGGGAUGGGCCUGAGAUGUACAGUUGGAGGUUCAGGGGGAUGGGAGUUCAGUUUGUCUCUAGGGAAAAUAAAAACCUCCAGGACUUGCUUUCACCCAUAGUAGAUUAAGUCCAUCAGAAUAGUAAAAAGUGCACUACUGUCCCCUUCAGGUGGAGAACAGGGAAUCCAGGACCAGUGAUGCAACAUUGACUAGCUGCUAGAGGCUUUCCCUUGGUUCUUAGCAGGGGAAAUCCCUUUUGAUACACUGCAGCACUGGCUCUAAAACUUUUUAAUAUUUUUUAACUGAAUUUUAGGACUAGAAAAAUCUUUAGGUAUCUAGGAGUGCAGCUCUUAAAACAUACAUGUGAAUGCAUCAAAUACAUCAAACAAUUGAGCAAGUCAGUGGGGCCUUGAUCCUUAGUAGGGUCCCCAGAGUGGUAUUGCAUUACAAGGGAUCAAAUCCAAAACCCUUGCUUUAUUGAAACAUCCCAAAGACUUCAGCUUUACAAAGAAACCAUCAUGGCCUGAUUUUGGGUGCCGAAAGAACAUGGUGAGUGGAAGAAUUCUCAGGAUAUGAGGAAGCCGAUUAGAUGUUUCCAGAGGGUGGAAUUCAGUUGCAGUCCUCAGUGCAGAGGGGUGAGAGUCACCCCUUUGCAAAGGGGCAGUCUCAUGCUUAGGCACUCUUUUAAUUAAUUCAUUAAUUUUAGAAUAAAUUGCUCAGUUUCUAGUGUAACCCUAUGCUAUUUGGUCUAGACUGAGGAGGCCUUAAAAGUACAGUAUUAGUAUUCCACCAAGGUCGGGGCCGCAUUCUACCAUGUGCUAUACCAACAUAUAGUAAGAGGGGA
Molecule: messenger RNA, 1773 nt
Organism: Chelonoidis abingdonii (Abingdon island giant tortoise)
Lineage: Eukaryota; Metazoa; Chordata; Testudines; Testudinidae
Gene: RAB42
Product: RAB42, member RAS oncogene family
Molecular function (GO): GTPase activity; GTP binding
Source: RefSeq, a predicted model, not a curated record